Fusarium poae is the source of this 351-nucleotide messenger RNA. RefSeq lists its product as uncharacterized. Bases 1 to 351 code for a protein of 116 amino acids. NCBI's taxonomy places the organism in Eukaryota, Fungi, Ascomycota, Sordariomycetes, Hypocreales, Nectriaceae. The transcript is spliced from 2 exons. The record is from RefSeq and is a predicted model, not a curated record.
AUGUGCGCCAACGUUUCCGUGCUCUUUAGCAAGAAAGACAUCGAGGCCAUCAAGACUGGCAAAGUUCCCUGGCUCACCGCCGUCAAGCUCGCGCGAAUGUCGCCCAAGGCGUACAAGCACUUUUCAGGGUACCUGUGGUUCGAAGACUUUGUGGUCAGCCUCCCUGGGCCUCACACUUGCUCGCCAACACUGCAGCAUGAUCGGGUCAUGGCCUAUGGGAGGCAGAGAAUGCGAGAAAUCCACGGAGAGACGCAGGGGGAACGAAAGGAGUUGAUCGACAAGUCCAAACCGAAGGCGGUUGUCACGCCUUCUGGGCAUAUAUUCACCAACGACGAUUUGAUUGCUUUGUGA